GAAAACCUGGAGGGGUUUUCCCCAACUUGGCUGCUACUCGUGACAAGAAAGGAGCUGUUCUCUGCAUGCAGCAGGUGGGCUUGAUCAAGACCUUUGAAAGCCACCACAAAGUUCUGUGUCCAGAGAUGUUUUCCAAAGCAGGAUGUGGAGCAGAGCCCAGCCCAUCCAGCAGCACCAGCGUGGUGCCAUUGCCCACCCAUGUCCUUGGGGAGCUGUGUCCUGUCCCCCCAGCUAAGAUGGCAUUAGCCCAGCCCCCGAUGCACUCACCCAAGCAGAUUAGCUGUAAGACCUUAAGACAAAACAGCAGCUACACACCCCACACUUCACACUGCUGAGGAUGCCUGCCCUGAAGACCCUGCUGGCCCUGGCCCUCGUCACGUCCCUGGCUGGACAAAGCAAAGCUCUGAAAUGCCACAAAUGUGUUGCGUCCAACGAGAACGAUUGCAACCAGCAGGGAUCGCACAGCUGCCCCCAGUACGCCGAUGCCUGCUCCACCAUCACUGCACCCAACAGCGUCAUUAAAUCCUGCUCCUACAAGUCCUUCUGUGACCAGGCGCGCCGCGGCGGCUCCGGCGGGGCCACCGUGCGCUGCUGCUUCAGCGACGACUGCAACGGGCCCGCGAGGGGCUCCCGGAGCGCCGCGGGGGCCACCCCGCCGCCCCCGGCCGGCCUGCUGGCCACGGCGCUGGCCGGGACGCUGCUGCUGGGCUGGCUCUGAGCCGCCGGCCCGGCUGCUCGCUGCUCUAGCCUAGGGACGCGGAUGCUCCGUGCGAGGGGUCCCACCGCCGCCAGUCCAAUAAACGCUGCCGCUCAGACCCGCGUCCGCAGCCUCUCCUUGACAGGGAAACCGAAACAGCGAGAGAACGCACAGAAUCGAAGCGGUUCGGCUUCUGGUGCCACCCCCGAGGGCUUUGCUAGGCAGAGCUCGGGAUCCCAGAGCAGAUUCUCUCCCCGCUGGUCCGACAGAGACGCUUUGGGGCUGCUUUCUGCACCCUGAGGCUCGGCUGUGGAGAGAGGUUUUGGUGGUUGCUAAGACAUGGGGGAGAUGGGGGCUGCUCUGAGGUCCCACAGCUCAAAGCUCUGCUAGAAAGACCCCCAGGAGUGGUCGGUGAGGCUUGCUUUCGUGAGGGAGAAUGGUAAAAGUGAGUGAACAGAGUGAGGAGAACAGAAAGGGGAAUGAUGAAGGGAGUGAAGGAUGGCUGGGACCAUGAGAAUUUGACUGCAAGAGCACUAGUGCAGGGCAAGCAGCAAACAGCAGCUGUCUGCUGGAGUCUGCUCCAGUCAGCACACGAGGAAAAAGGGGAACAGGUACUGAAACUGAAAAGAGCAAGUUUGAAUGGAAGGAAAGAAGUAAUUCAGCACGUGCGGAUCCAGCCGUGGAACUCACAGCUGGAGGAUGCUGCUGGAGCAGAGACCUCGGGUGAUGCCAGAAGGAGCCCGGCAUGCCGUACCUGGACCGGCAGAACCGUAUCUGCGGCUUCCUGGACAUCGAAGAAAAUGAGACCUGUGGCAAGUUCCUGCGGAGGUAUUUCAUCCUGGACACCCAGGCCAACCACCUCCUGUGGUACAUGGACAACCCUCAGAACCUGGCCAUCGGAGCAGGUGCUGUCGGAUCUCUGCAGCUGACCUAUAUCUCCAAGGUUAGCAUUGCCACCCCAAAACAGAAGCCUAAAACUCCGUUCUGCUUUGUCAUCAAUGCGCUCUCCCAGCGCUAUUUCUUGCAAGCCAGUGACCAAAAGGACCUGCAGGACUGGGUGGAGGCACUGAACAGGGCCAGUAAGAUCACGCCCAGCUGUGGGGGACAGCGGCUGUGCUCCAGGAAGGUGCCAAAGGGAGGCAGCGUCCCGCCGGCCACAGAGAUCACGAAGCCUCCGGUGGUGCCCCAGGCCCAGGAGAGGAAGCCCCAGGUGGCCUACAAAACCGAGAUUGUUGGGGGGGUAGUUGUCCACACGCCCAUCUCCAUCAACCAGGACGGGGAGGGCAGCGAGGUGGGCGCUCACCCUCUGCUGCGGCGCUCGCAGAGCUACAUCCCCCCCUCGGCCAGCAAGCCUCCCGCCGGGCCAGCCCCGCUCAAGAGCGGCUUCUGCGUCAAGCAGGGCAACGUGAGGAAGAGCUGGAAGCGGCGCUACUUUGUUCUGGAUGAGUUUUCCAUCAGUUACUACAAGUGUGAGCAGGACAAGGAGCCUUUGCGUUCGAUUCUCUUGAAAGAUGUUUGCAAGACCCACGAGUGCCUGGUCAAGUCUGGUGACCUCCUGAUGCGAGACAACCUUUUUGAAAUCAUAACGAGCUCCAGGACCUUUUACAUCCAGGCAGACAGCCCCGAGGAGAUGCACAGCUGGAUCCGGGCAAUCACAGGGGCAGUGCAGGCCUUGAAAACCCGCCCCAGGGAGAUGUCCUUUAUGAGAUCCACCUCCGUGGCCAGGCCCGGGGGCUCCUCGGGCCCCUCGCAGCCGCGGCCGUCGGCGGAGGAGCGGCGAGCCUCGUGCAAGGCGCCCUCCACGAGCUCCUGGCAGCCCUGGACGCCGGUGCCGCAGGCCGAGGGGCAGCGGCCGGCGCUGGGGGGGCUGCCGGCCCCGCUCAGGGACUCGGUGUUCGUGCCGGCGCUGACGGAGCGCUCGGGCGCGCGCCUGCGGCACCGCUCUGAGCCGCAGCACCUCAAGGAGAAGCCGUUCGCCUUCGACCUGGACGAUGAAAGUAUCCGGACCUCCGACGUCUGAGCGGGCACCGAGCCACCCCCGGCUCCACGCGCCGCCUCCCCGGGAGGUUUGGGGCACGCCAGGCGGUCCCUUCCCUCCAGCACAGCCCUUCCCCGCGGCGCAGGAUCCGUCUGCACCCGCUCUGCAGGGCGCGGGGUCCCUGGCUGCUCCUGCCCAGGCCUGGCCCCAGUGGUUCCAUGUCUUGGAAGGUACUGCCGGCGCUCACUGUGCAGGGCAGGAGAUGCUGGGGACCUGGACGAGGGGACAUCUUCUGCAAUUGCAUCGUUUCCCCCGCAAACCAGGUCUGGAGGAAGUGGCAGGAGGUCUUGAAGGCAUGACGGGGAGUGUGGCCUUUCUUGUGUUUGUAAAAUGUUUCUCUCCCCUUUUCUGCUGCUCAGAUUCCCCAGGGCAGAGCUGGGAGCCAGCAGCUUGCAGCUGCCCGCACAGGGGACUCACUGCAGCUUCCCCUUAGAGUGACUUAUUCCCUCAGAGACCGGAUCUUCCCACUGCCCACACAAGGGUUUAUCAGCAAUCUGCUGGCUUUUAAUUAUGUCUUUUUAUACCUGUGGCUCCUGUUGAACCCCAGCCUGGGCAGGUGCUCAGUCCUUCCAAAGGCUUUUGGUACUUCCUGAGCAUGAGCCACAGCAGGCAGCCAGGGUGACAGUGGCUCCCAGGUGGGAGCACCCUCAGGUGUGAUGGCGGUUUUGCACUAUGCACACCUGGGCACACAUAGCUGUGCCAGAUGGUGAAGGGCUUUUACUAAAAAACAAUGAAAACCAGCCCUGAUGGAGCUGGGCAGACCUGCCCAGCCAACUCACCCACCGCCUGCCCGAGAUGGAAAGCAGGAGUUUCUAGAGCAAUGUGAAUUGUCAUCUCCAUAAUCAAAUGAGCUCCUGUAGGUGUGAUAAAUAGCGUGUAGAAAAUCCAGGUGUUCCCUCGGCAGAGAUUGUCUGAUACCUUCACCCUGCAAGCGUGUGCAAUCCCCGUGUGCCGAGCGAGAGCUCAGCUCCCCUUUCACUUCCCUGGCUGUGGCACGUCCUCUGCUCUGCAAGCUCAGCCCAGUGUGUUCCCCAGGAGCAGAACAUCUGGUUUGUCCCAGCCCUUUUGGCGCCUCCAGCUGUUUGACAGCUGUGCCUGAGCCUUGAUUAGCCUGACCGACCUUAAUGUGAUGCCAGUUGUACCUUUCUGCCUCAGUCCCCAUGGGGCUGCUGCGGGAUGGGCACAGUUCAGGUACAUCUGUGCUGCUGGGGGAGGCAGGAAUGGGGUCCUCCAAGUUCAGGGGGAAGAGUCUCAAAGGGGAUUGUGUGCUGAAGAACACAGACACCAUGAAAAUGAGUGGGAAUCGAUGCAAACGGUACAGGGCGAGUGUUAAUAUUAUUUAAUUGUAGCUACCCAGAUCCUGCUGUUCCUUUUUCUGCUCCUUUUUGCUUUAUUUGCACUAGAGUUUGAAACUUUCAUUUUUUUAGGCUGACUUGCUGUUUGGCUCCUAACACUGUUUCAAGAAUGUUUUAGUAGUUUGGCAAGCCCUUCCAUCAGACAGUUGCAGCGUUCUGAUCUCAGUUUUGGAGAGCAGGGAAUGCAGAGGGCUGAUGCUUCUUUUGUGCAAGGCCUUGGAACCACAGACUCCUGAGUAUUCCUGGUGCUUGAUAAUUGCACAGUUUCCUCAGGCCUGGGAAGGUAAAGCAGAGGCUUGUUGCACAAUUAAGGUAAUUAUCCAGGAGCAGAAACUACCAGUGGCUCCAGCACUAUUGCAACAUUCCUCGGGCUCGUUCCCACCCUCCCGCAUCCCCAGGACAGCAGAGAGGCUGAAGGUGAGGUUCAAACAAGUGUGGAGCUCAGCUGGGCUCCAGAGCCGUCCGCAAGGCAGGUGGUGUUGGGAGGGAGGGAUUUCCCUCUCGUUCCAGAGGGCUGGGUGGAUGCAGCCAGACCUCGAUGGAGCUUUGUGGUUAUUUUAAAGCACUCUGGUUUCCCCUCAGCUCUGCGUUCACUCCUGGCUCAGGUGUGGAUGGACGCAUCCCCCCGGAGCUGCUCCCUCCUGGACCGUGUGCCGUGGGUGCUGCAGAUUCGGGGUGCUUUGUGGGGGCAGAGCGGUGGGAGAGAGGGGUUUGCUAUUCCCACGUGGUUCCAGAUGCUUCUGGAAGUGCUGGCUGGGGAUUCCAAGUGCUCUUAGGGCUGGGGGCCUGGUGCAGGCAGUGCUCUGUGACCCCUGGGGUAGGGGGCUCCCUGCCUCCCACCCCUCGCCUGUACAUGCUGCGAUGCCCUUUCUCCCCCGUGUUUUUAAAUAAAGAAGGAAAUCCCA
Motacilla alba alba is the source of this 4995-nucleotide messenger RNA. It is a transcript of the gene PLEKHA2, whose product is annotated as pleckstrin homology domain containing A2. NCBI's taxonomy places the organism in Eukaryota, Metazoa, Chordata, Aves, Passeriformes, Motacillidae. The coding region runs from base 1443 to 2717 and encodes 424 amino acids. Gene Ontology annotation, cellular component: cytoplasm; membrane. The transcript is spliced from 15 exons. Gene Ontology annotation, molecular function: PDZ domain binding. The record is from RefSeq and is a predicted model, not a curated record.